CGCAGUUGGGAUAUCGGUCGGCGCAAGUCAGUCGCAGCAGCAACAUGUCGUGGUCCAAGCACAAGAAGAUCCUGGCGAUGGCCAAGGGCUAUCGCGGCCGCGCCAACUCGUGCUACCGCACGGCCAUCAACCGCGUCGAGAAGGGUCUGCAGUACCAGUACCGUGAUCGCAAGCAGAAGAAGCGCGACUUUCGCUCGCUCUGGAUCGAAAAGAUCAACGCUGGCACGCGCCAGGAAGGCCUCUCGUACUCCAAGUUCUUUGGCGUCCUCAACGCGUCCGAGAUCCAGCUGAACCGCAAGGUGCUCGCCGACAUUGCGGCCACGGAGCCCUUCAGCUUCAAGUCCAUCUUGGAGGUCGUCAAGCAGAUGAAGUAAACGAGCAUAUAUGCACCCGACGAAGAAUAGCCUAGAAGAACCAAAAAGAUGAAAUGGAUUAGUAUACUUGUUCGCGAAGAGA
Saprolegnia diclina VS20 is the source of this 456-nucleotide messenger RNA. Its product is annotated as 50S ribosomal protein L20. Gene Ontology annotation, biological process: ribosomal large subunit assembly; translation. Gene Ontology annotation, molecular function: rRNA binding; structural constituent of ribosome. The record is from RefSeq and is a predicted model, not a curated record. Bases 45 to 374 code for a protein of 109 amino acids. The transcript is spliced from 2 exons. Gene Ontology annotation, cellular component: ribosome. Lineage: Eukaryota; Oomycota; Saprolegniomycetes; Saprolegniales; Saprolegniaceae.